AUGCCAUGUCCGGGGACAAAUCCCUCAUUAAUCCGAGGUAAGAUAAAUAUCGCUCCUCUGGCCCCCUACCCUCUUGUCUUUCUGUUCAUUUUGUCCUUGCCUUCUUGCAUCUUUGAUGGCCUAUACUCAUGCCUCCAGCAGGACAUUCGCCGUUCAUCGGAUCACCAUCACCGAGGCGGCACCACCACCUCACCAGCGCCUGGGUCCUCGCCUCGCCUCUCCCGAAAUUGCCUCCCCCAGACCUCAAAGAGCUUUUGGGCCAACUGGGUCCAGGCCAACAUCCUCAUAUGGGAAACCAGAGGUUUUGACCCCGUCCUUGUCGAUGACAUUGACGACAUCGACAAUGACGACUUCGGCAACGAGCCACUGGGGCCCAUUCAACAGUACUCCAUUCCUCCCUUCCCCAAAAAGAACGCUGUAGACUCGCUCUUCGGAAGACACCGGAAGCGUGUCUUCGCAGAGCUGGAUCCAAACUUGGGUCCGUCUUUCCACGAGGACUAG
Penicillium alfredii is the source of this 501-nucleotide messenger RNA. RefSeq lists its product as uncharacterized. The coding region runs from base 1 to 501 and encodes 166 amino acids. The transcript has a single exon. The record is from RefSeq and is a predicted model, not a curated record. Lineage: Eukaryota; Fungi; Ascomycota; Eurotiomycetes; Eurotiales; Aspergillaceae.